This is a messenger RNA of Chilo suppressalis (striped riceborer), 834 nucleotides long. NCBI's taxonomy places the organism in Eukaryota, Metazoa, Arthropoda, Insecta, Lepidoptera, Crambidae. The record is from the annotation of a GenBank genome assembly.
AUGCGGUCAGUAUGUCUAUUGCUACUCUACACAACUGUGGCAUUCGCAGCAUCCGUCAUACCUGACAGAAAAUGCCGAGGAGUUUACUUCGACAACAAAUAUUACGACAUCGAAAUAUUAAAAGAGGGGAUCAACAAAAUACACCAAUUAGUCUUUAACAAUAACGACAAUACAGUCUAUUUCACAUUCGGACAAAUCGGUGCUGUACCUUAUAGAAGUCUUGGGUAUUACAAUCUAGAUACCAGGCAAGCAGGUUUGAUAGGUGGUGUGAGAAACGCAUCAGGCGUGGCUGUGGAUCAAAUUAAGAACAAAGUUUACGUCGGUGGCAUAGAUGGAGUAUACGCACUAAACAGAGACAAAGAACCUGAAAGAUAUCCAAUAUACGACAACAUUCACAAAUUGUUUUUUAGAGAUGUAUUGUACUACAUAAACGUGAGAAAGGAAGCCUACGUUUUUGAUAAUGGAAUUGUGAAUCGAAUGCCGGAACUACAAACCGAAAAAGUGGAUGAUAUUAUAGUUGACGAUGACGAUAACGUAUUUUUUCUGCAAAACGACACUUUAUUCAGAGUAAAAUUAGGCACAAGAGCUAUAAAUAUUCACGAAGGAUAUCCAAUCAACGUUAUGGCUGUAGAUCCAUAUUAUAGAGCAUUUUUCAGCACUAAGAAUGGUAUUUUUAUCUACAAUAAAUAUAAAUUCGCUUUGGACAGAGUUUCUCGUAUGAAGGACUUGAGAGCUCUUGCUUUCACAAAGAACAUGGAGCCGAUUUACGCUGUAGUUGAUAUUUUAAUUAAACUCAAAGCGAACCCAACGAAUUGUUAUGAUUAUAGGAUUUAA